UCUGUGAAGACCCUGAUUGAUCGAUCCUGCUUUGAGACAAUUGAUGAUUCUUCUCCUGAAUUUAACAACUUUGCAGCUAUUUUGGAACAGAUUCUAAGUCACCGGCUAAAAGAGAGUUCCCAAAGUUGCAGAUGGCUGGCUCAUCUCCAAAUACCUCUCCAAGGUCAAGUAACCUGGUUUGGUUAUGAAAGUCCUCGUAGCUUCUGGGACUAUAUCAGAGUGGCUUGCCGAAAAGUCUCACAGAACUGUAUCUGCAGUAUUGAAAAUAUGGAAAAUGUCAAUUCCUCUAGAGCCAAGGAGCCUUGGUGGCACUGCAAGGGUAGAGCCUGGAUCAGAGUAGCACUCAUGGAAAAACAUUUAUCUGAAUACAUCUCUACAGCUCUGAGAGACUUCAAAACAACCAGAAGAUUUUAUGAAGACGGAGCAAUUGUCCUCGGUGAGGAAGCAAAUAUGCUUGCUGGCAUGCUGCUUGGACUCAAUGCUAUUGAUUUCAGCUUCUGUCUAAAAGGAGAAGGAUUGGAUGGCAGCUUUCCUGCUGUAAUAGACUAUACACCAUAUCUGAAGUUUACCCAAAGUUCUGAUAGUAUCAGCAGUGAUGAGGAAGAGCUAAGGACCUUGGGAAGCAGUGGUAGUGAAAGCAGCACUCCAGAGAAUGUCGGACCUCCUUUCAUCAUGGAUGAAAACAGCUGGUUCAACAAGUGUAAGAGAGUCAAACAAAAGUAUCAGCUUACCGUGGAACAAAAGGGUUAUCUUGAAGAACUCUUAAGACUUCGAGAGAACCAGUUAUCUGAAUCAGUCUCCCAGAAUAAAAUAUUACUUCAAAGGAUUGAAGAUUCUGAUCUGUCCCAUAAAUUGGAGAAGGAGCAAUUAGAAUAUAUAAUUGUGGAGCUUCAAGAUCAGCUGACUGUGCUAAAGAAUAAUGAUUUAAGAUCAAGACAAGAGUUAACUGCCCACCUCACCAACCAGUGGCCUUCCCCAGGAGCUCUGGAUGUCAAUGCUGUUGCCUUGGAUACGUUGCUUUACCGAAAACACAAUAAACAGUGGUAUGAGAAAAGUUUUCAUAGUCUUGACCAGUUAUCAGCUGAAGUUAGUCUUUCUCAGACCUCACUGGAUCCAAGCCAGUCACAAGAAGGAGAUGGAAAACCAGACACAUUAAAUUUAAUUAGCGAAGGCAAAGAAGACACUCCCUCAUUGCUUGGUCUCUGUGGCUCUCUAACAUCAGUGGCAAGUUACAAGUCUCUAACAAGCUUAAAAUCUAAUGACUACCUUGCAAGUCCUACAACAGAGAUGACAAGUCCCGGAUUAACUCCAUCCUGAGGAAAAAAAAAUUUUAAAGCCAGGUGUUUUUAUGUUGUAAAAGUUCAGUUUACUUAAAUUUGACUGCUGGGAGACUGCUGAAGUUUUUUAUUGCUCUGAAAUAUGUCUGGGAUUCUACUGUUUAGAGUUCAGUCUACUCCAUCUAACUUGAGUGAAAACCAUUGAUCCUAUUUUUCAUUUUUAAAACUCUAAUCUUUGUCAUUGAACCUCUUAAAGAUCCUCCAAAUUAAUAAUGCCACAAACUGUAUUUAUUGUUCAACCAAUUUUCAUGUACUCAUUUCAUUGUAUUUUAGUCACCAGAGAUUGAUUUUGAGCUUCUAUUCCAAAUAGUUAAGACAAAUAGUGUUUUCACAGAAAAAUGACUUACACGUUUCAUUCAUUAAUUUCUUCCUAUGUUUUGAUGUUUCAAUGCUUACUUUCUAACUUGAAGGUCCUUGACUGCAGUUUCAGAGGCUUGUUUUCAACAUUUAUCAUUUGGGGUCUACUUGACAUUCCACCUAAUAUUUUAUAAAUUUGUAGGAAUGUGUCUUUUAGGGUAUUAAUAAUUUGUUAACAUCAGAGGAAAAUUAUUUUAAAGUAUUUUAGGCCAUUCAGAUUAAACUGGAUAAAUUUCUUAACUUUGUUUUCCCAAGAUUUUUUUUAAAGGUUUUUGAUUUUAACUAUGUUCAAGCAUGUCUCAAAAUAUUGGAAAUAUUUAAAGAUGUAAAAAGAACAUUGAAAAGGUAUUUUAUCAAGUUCAAAUUAAGGAUUUGAGAAGCUUUAAAAUAAGGAUCAGUAGGCUAAUCAUCAUACCAAAUAAAUAUUUGUGUGACAUAAAAUCUUUUCCCGUUUGCAAGAACAGUGAGGUGUAUAUUUUAUAGCCGCUUAUCACUAAUCAUACCAUAAUCUCAUUUUAAAAUUGAUAUGUUAAAAAUCCAUACACUUCCACAGAUAAUUAUUUUGUAGCUUUUGCAAUAACUGCAGAUAAUCAUUUGUCUCUUAAAAUUUAACUGUACUGAGAGGAAUGUAUUUAGUAUAUUUUCUAUAGUGGAGACUAUGAGGAAAACAUGAUUAGUUGUGCCAAAGAAGUUUUAUACAUUGUUUACAUAAAGAGGCUACAAUACUUUUAAAGGACUUCCUAUGGUAUUUUUGUUUAUUACUAAAGCUUUACAUUCAAGCUUAGUAGUGUUGAUAGAAACAUAGAAUGUUCCUCCUAAGGCAGUUUGCUGAGGCAGAGUUGUAAAGGUUGUCCCAUUUGUUCUUUGGACUAGCAAUGUAGAACCGUGGUGGUUCCUUGCAGUAUUGAUAGCAUCGUCUAUAAUUUGGAAUUUGAUAACAGUACAAACUAUGUUAAUGCAAGGACAAAGGCGGCCAAGGAGUACUUAAAAAGUUGACUGUCCUAGACAUGCCAGAACACACAGAGAUUUCUUCCUUUGCUGAAGGCUUUGUACUUGUAGAAAUGCAAAUACUUAUUUUGGAGAAAGAGUACUGUUAAUCUAUUCCUAGUCCUGUAUACCUAAUUGUGAAUGAGGUAUCCAAAGCACUUUUUAAUAGCUGUGGCUGAUAGAAGGUAUGAAAACAAGGAUAGCUGGAAACUGUGGAAAGUCUGAGGGAAAUGAUUAAGGAAGUGAACUUCAAAAAAUUUAGACCUUGAGCACUAUUGCUGCUUUCUUAAGAACCGUCAUAAAACUCAAAUACUUUAUCAUUCAUGGUCUGCUCUCAACUGACAUUUAUGAUCCUUUAGUAAUUAAAAAAAUCAGUUAAAAUUUCCCAUACCUUUUUAAUAAAAGGAAAUCCAAGAUUCCACAAUUGAUACUUUUUUUUUCCAAUUUGUCUACUGUAUACAGUAAAUAUGGCAUCUGAGGAUCAUGACCUUUCCUCCUUUCUAGGAGCUCUUGUAUAAAUUCAUCUGCUAUUAUAAAAUUCAGGUUUCUAUUCCUUUUCUUUCACCCUAGUUAUAGAGGUUAGUGUUUGCAUGAGGAAAAAUGUUAUGUCUCAACCCUUAAUUUCAGGUUGUAGUAUUUAUUGUUUAUAAAAAAGAAUGCUGAGUUAUAUGCCAAUAUUCCCACGUGUAUUUUGUUGCCUUGAUGUACUAUACUUGUUGCAUGUAUAGUAAACAUUUUGUACCAUGUCA
This is a messenger RNA of Echinops telfairi (small Madagascar hedgehog), 3430 nucleotides long. It is a transcript of the gene RUNDC3B, whose product is annotated as RUN domain containing 3B. Lineage: Eukaryota; Metazoa; Chordata; Mammalia; Afrosoricida; Tenrecidae. The transcript is spliced from 12 exons. The coding region runs from base 268 to 1317 and encodes 349 amino acids. The record is from RefSeq and is a predicted model, not a curated record.